Molecule: messenger RNA, 1002 nt
Organism: Dothidotthia symphoricarpi CBS 119687
Lineage: Eukaryota; Fungi; Ascomycota; Dothideomycetes; Pleosporales; Dothidotthiaceae
Exons: 1
Coding region: 1-1002 (333 amino acids)
Source: RefSeq, a predicted model, not a curated record
AUGUUGCUCAACUUCGACUUGGACACGGAUCAUAUUCCAAUAGCGUGCAACACAGAGCUUCUGGACUUCGACCUGUCUGCUGAAAUUGGCUCAUUGGGAUCUCUCAAUGCCUUCUUACAAAAGCCCGCCCAUUCUGAAGAUCAAAUUGCCCCCCGGAGCCUCGUUGGGCAACCAUUCUGCGCAACAGACCUAGCCCCUUCUAUCAACUCACGGAUGGGCUAUGCCAUCGAGCAACUGAAGCUGGUACCGAAGAUGAUGGUUGACACAAACGCGACACCCUGGAGCCAUCCUAUGCUAUACAAUGCGCAAAUGCCAAGAUAUUUUCAGGAUGUUCGCGCUGCCUGCGCUCUCUACAUUGCGAUGAACAACACAAACACUGAGUUUGUGAAAAACUACAUUAUAUUGCGAGUUGAGGAACUCACGGCAUCCUCGAUUUCUACAGCGCCCGCUGAUUUGUUGACGCGGGCACACGCUUUGAUGCUUUAUCAGCUCAUGCUUAUGUUCGGUGGUGAUAUGUCUCACAACGGACUUGCCGAGACGCUGCUUCCCCAUAUGGAGCAAGCUGGGGAGUCGCUUCUUGGGUGUGCGUCGCAGCAAGUCGACCCAACAGACCCUGUGCCGCUGUAUCCUAGUGUUGCUGCUCGCUCAGCAUGGACUUCUUUUAUCUUCCGUGAGUCCGUCCGUCGCACCAUACUGGCGAUUUUCCAUCUUAUCAGCCUGUGCCGUCUGCGUCGCGGUCAAGUCACAUUGUGUCCAUACUCCAUUUCGCAAAACAACAAGGUCACAAUUUCUGCACAUUUAUGGUUUGCAAAGGAUGCGGUUGACUUUGCCGUUGCGUGGAACGAGAAAAAUCAUUUCCUAGUCAAAGAGUUAGAUUUCACAGACGUUUUGAGAGACGCAGGAUUUGACGAUCUCGACAUAUUUGCGAAAAUCAUUCUUGUAGGACUACAGGGUAUCGACGAUGUCAAAGGGUGGCUUUAUAUGCGAGGUGGAACUCUGUGA